Guyanagaster necrorhizus is the source of this 451-nucleotide messenger RNA. RefSeq lists its product as uncharacterized. The coding region runs from base 34 to 318 and encodes 94 amino acids. NCBI's taxonomy places the organism in Eukaryota, Fungi, Basidiomycota, Agaricomycetes, Agaricales, Physalacriaceae. The transcript has a single exon. The record is from RefSeq and is a predicted model, not a curated record.
UUGCAUCUUCAUUUUCCUAAAAUCUUUAGAUUGAUGUGUCUGUCCAGUAUGCAUUUGCCUACUGAUAUAUUCCUGCCUUCACUCCCAUAUCUGCCCAGUGCGAGUGGCAUUGUAUUUAGGAUAGAUACGCUUCUUGACGUCUCGUUUAGUGAUCACGUCGAAGGGGAGGGUAUUAUUACCGAACGGAAUGCUCAUGCAUGUGACGAAGGCGUUAUGACCGGGAGGAGAAAAAAGCGCUUGCCAAUGGCGCUCACAAGCGGCAGUUGGCUAAUUGUCAGAGAGGUAUAUCAAUGGCCUCCGACCAUACUGCACUGGUAAAUAGAUGAAAGAAGGUUUGAAGAGCCGUCUCAUGCCUGGCAAAGGGUCAUCGAGGCGCGAACGUAAGAAAUUCUCUUUUAUCCGAGUAUGCCAACUAAUUCGAUUUUCAGCGACAGUACAGUCGGAGGCGUAG